Molecule: messenger RNA, 3375 nt
Organism: Penicillium samsonianum
Lineage: Eukaryota; Fungi; Ascomycota; Eurotiomycetes; Eurotiales; Aspergillaceae
Exons: 1
Coding region: 1-3375 (1124 amino acids)
Biological process (GO): autophagy; response to starvation
Cellular component (GO): cytoplasm
Molecular function (GO): protein binding
Source: RefSeq, a predicted model, not a curated record
AUGCUCCCGGUCGUAUCUGACGAUCUCAUCCGCCAGCACAACCGUUUGCCCGAAGACGAUAGUUCCUUCGCCCCGGAACAGAACCGGACCAUACCAGAGCAUGAACCAAGUGCGAAAAGCAAAAAGAAGAAGAGCAAGAAGAACAAGGUGGCCAGGGCUGCAACUGAAACCCCACCGGAUGAUAUGUAUGUAUCCACCGGUGAUUGCCUGGUUUCUGAUGAAUGCGUGCCAUUAACGCCAGAUUGCAUGGAUAGCAUUCAAUCAUCUGCCCCACCACCAGAGGAGCCUCUCUCCUACCCAGACCCCGAACCCCUUAUUGAACACCAUGUAAACCCAACUAUCACGUCGCCUGUUCUGGAUGUUCUCGAUUCCCUCGAUGAGCCAGCAGGUGACGAUCUCACUAGCCGCACCGAUACGUGGGCGCAAUCAGUGCCUUAUGGAAAGAGCCCUCCCGCCGAUCUUAUGGAUGGGAAUAUACCAAGUGCAUCACUGCCUAGUGCAUCGCCCCUGAAUUUUCCAACGAUCCAAGAAAGGGGUGGCUUCAGCCAUCCUUCCUCGGCAUCUCCUCAGACUCGACCUUUACCAUCUAGUUACGGUAAUGGCUACCGAAGUAGUCUCAAUUCGAGACAACAGUCUGUGGAUAGAAGAAAAAGUCACUCUUACGGGAGCCCAAUGGGCAAUCACGCGCCUCCCCCUCAUCUUCCUCAAGCACAUUUCUUCGGAGCACCAGACAUCGAUAUUCUUCCAACUCAGAAUCGAUCUUCCACCGAGGGAAACUAUUCAUUUUGUAGCUUUGAUACGCUGCCUAGCUUGUCACCUAAAGGCUCGCGGACAGGAAUGAACGUCUUGCUGGUUGGGACAGAUGGCGCCGUGCAGAUCCUCGCCAUCGAAGAUCGCCGAACUCGGCUUGUGGGACAGAUCACUGGGUUAAAUGGCCGUGUAAUCGAGGCCAAACUCUUGUCUGGUCACCCAUCUAGUGACCCCUUUGCAUCGUCCCGGCCGCAUGUGGCUGUCAUUGUUCAUGGGCCGUUGCCGCCUCAAGAGGAGGAAGGUCGAGUCUCAUCUGCAACAUCGGACGCAAAUGAAAUUCCUCCUUCGACCAUUCGCGGUCACUCUAACGACAAGCGCUCUGCUCGAGACGACAUUCAGUUCUACCAAACCCGAGUUGAAGUUUACUCUUUCCGGACCAGCGAACAUGUCUCCACCCUGUUUGCAAGCAAGCCUGUGCCUUGCCUGGAAAAUCCCCCCGGCCUCCCGUCCUUUGCACCCUCGCCUGUGGGAAAAUUGAAGCUCUUCACAACCGGUGCUUACACUAUCUUAGCAUCUGGGGUCAGCGGGGAAGUUUAUAUUUAUAGACAUGUCCUAUCCCCGGAAACAACUGCAUACCAGUGCCUGGGUAAGACAUGGACUGGGGUUCAGUCCAAAGAAACCCGGCGCUACUCGACCUCUUCAAGUUCUACAACUGAUCCAGAGGGGACUAGCACCGACUCUCCCCAUGGUUCUUCUGCCCUGGAAAGACCCAUCUUAGCUGUACAAGGAAGGUGGCUUGCAUUCGCUCCACCAUCCUCAGCCUAUAGAGGAUCGAUCCAGGGCACUGUUCCUUCGAGUUUGAUCCUCGGCAAGGUUCCGGGAAUUGAAACCCGCAGUCCUCCUGCUGUCCCCUCGGUAUCGUGUGCGACAGACGUAGGAGAAGGGGAAAGUUUCUUCGACAAAAUGGCAAGAGGCGUUGCCCAAGAACUCGUCAGAGGUGCCCGCUGGAUGGGUGAUCAGGGAAUGCAGGCCUGGAACAAUUAUUGGAACACCCAGCAAGCAGCCGGCACCUCUCCACGUCGGCCACCUCAGGGGCUGGACCCCCAAACACAGGGAUAUGGAUUAUUCCCUCCAACCCAUGCUCAAGAUACACAAACAUCAGCCACAGAACCUGACACGGUAUCCAUCAUCGACCUGAAACGAUUCGAAGACGGCACAGAUAUACGAAAUGUGUUUAUCCACCCAGUCUCGACGUUCCAGGUUCCUAAUGGUUGCAGCUUCUUGUCUCUUUCUCCUAACGGCUUGAUGUUGCUCACAGCGAGCAAGAAGGGCGAUGUGCAAUACGUGUGGGAUCUCAUGCAACUCAAGCACUGUCGGUCCAUGGCUUUUAUGGCUGAUGACCAGACCGGACAGAAUCCCAAUGUGCGCCAGAUUGCUAGAUACGCGCGGUUGACUACAUCUAGUAUCGUCGAUGUGAUUUGGACAGCGCCGGUGGGUGAUAGAUUGGCUGUAAUUACACGUAAAGGCACCGUCCACGUUUUCGAUCUACCCCGAAGCGCAUUUCAAUGGCCCCCAUUCCGCCGUGCAAAGUCUACUGCAAAUAAGCCACUGGCUAUCGACCCCAUGACAGAUGAGGUGACCAGCCAAGCUGCCGGUGGCAACCCGUUGUCAGCGGCCAUGAAGUUGGUUGGCGGUAAAACGCAGCCAUUCUUCUCCGCUGUCCGGGGUCGUGUCCCGUCCACGGGCGCUGCAUUUCCCAGUAUGAGUGGAUUUGCGUUACCUUCGGCUGCGAGCGUAAAGAGCGGGAAGGUUGUUGCCGCAGGCCUGAGCAAGUCAAUGGGCGCCGCAACUGGUACUGUCAAUACUCUGCGCCAUGUCGGUGAGAACCGUCUACACUUGCCAGGGCUAGCUCGAGACCCUGCACCUUCUCGGGUGACGUGGAUUUGCAGCAAGGGUCUCAUAUUCUUGGGUGUUGUGGAUGGCGGACACUUCAAGAUGUACCGCCUGAAGCGUGCUACAGUACCCGGCCACAAGAACCGACAGCCUCACUCCGUUAUCGGCGGUAAGGAGUCCCAAGUCAAACUCCCUGACAAUCUCCAGGGUCCUUGUGGACCGGCUCCUUUGUCUGCCUUUGAUCCAGAACUAGCAGCCCAUGCCUCUCUUAUUCUUCCUUCGGUCAGCUCUCAGCCAUCUAGUGCUGUAAGAUCCCUUUGUCAGCCUCUCUCGCAAGCUGAGAUCGAGACAAAUACCCCAUACCAGCCGUUCCACACGGACCAGCGGGUUGGUUUGAGUGUCUUCUCUUCUGGUAGCGAUGCAAGUGAGCCGAGCGGACAAUGGGUCUUUGGCAAUGAUAUCCCGCUGAUCAAAGUGCACUUGAGGUCAUUCAACAGCUCCAGCGAUGACCACGGCGAUGACGAAGAUGAGAACGCCGUCAUCCAUGGACAUUCACUUGGGGCUGGCGGAGAUAUAGAAAACCUCAUCACACUUGGAAACAGCACCGGCAAUGUGGAGGAAGUUGUUAUCACCACCCGCCGCAAGAAGAGACACUCCACUCCACUGAAAGCCGACGAUGGUUUCUUUGAAGAUGAUUGCGAGGUGCUUGACUUUGCUCGGGACCGUGUCUGA